GUUUAAUACCGUCUCUAAAUAAACAGCCUACUCGGCAGACAUUGACAGAUGUUUUAAUAAUUUGAUGUUUAUUAUAUAGCUUGUGAAAAGUAAAAUAAAUUAAAAACCAAUGGCAUUGGCAAUGAUUUUAAGAAACACUUCCAGAUCAUUAGUUAUUAGCAAAAUGUAUAAACCUGCAGUCAUAAUCCAAACGAAAAGAUGGUUGAAUCCAUUGUGGAAAGAAAAUAAGAAACCCCUACUUUCAAAGCCAAAAAUUGACCAGAUUUUAAAAAAAGACAUGAGCGAGGAUCACAGUAAAAUGUGGUUUAUAGAAAAAGUGGUAUCAAUUAGUUUAAUAGGACUAAUUCCAUAUAUGUUCCUUAAUCCUGGGGUAAAAUUGGUUGAUGAUGGUGUUUGCCUCCUGAUAGUUACACACAUGUUUUGGGGGCUAGAAGCAUGUGUAGCUGAUUAUGUUCGACCAGUGAUUCUAGGAAAAUUUAUCCCAAAGCUUACAAUGCUCUGUUUAUACUUAUUAUGUUUUGUCGUUGCCGGAGGUUUAAUAAAUUAUAAUCAUAAUUACCGUGGGAUCAGUUGUACUUUUUGUAAAUUAUGGGAUUUUGAAGCUGAGGUUGAUGAA
Molecule: messenger RNA, 616 nt
Organism: Psylliodes chrysocephalus
Lineage: Eukaryota; Metazoa; Arthropoda; Insecta; Coleoptera; Chrysomelidae
Source: the annotation of a GenBank genome assembly